Messenger RNA from Propithecus coquereli (Coquerel's sifaka), 2283 nucleotides. RefSeq names its product v-myc avian myelocytomatosis viral oncogene homolog (gene MYC). The transcript has 3 exons. The record is from RefSeq and is a predicted model, not a curated record. The coding region runs from base 455 to 1774 and encodes 439 amino acids. Gene Ontology annotation, biological process: positive regulation of cell population proliferation; regulation of transcription by RNA polymerase II. NCBI's taxonomy places the organism in Eukaryota, Metazoa, Chordata, Mammalia, Primates, Indriidae. Gene Ontology annotation, molecular function: protein dimerization activity; RNA polymerase II cis-regulatory region sequence-specific DNA binding; DNA-binding transcription factor activity, RNA polymerase II-specific.
CAGUAUAAAAGCCGGUUCUUGGUGCUUUAUCUGACUCGCUGUAGUAAUUCCAGCGAGAGGCAGAGGGAGCGAGCGGGCGGGCCAGCGAGGGUAGAAGAGCCGAGCGAGCCGAGCCGCGCUCCGGGCGAGCCGGGAAGGGAGAUCCGGAGUGAAAGAGGGGCUUCGCCUCCGGCCCAGCAGCCCCCACCCCAGCCCUCCCGCUGACUCCCCGCCCGCGGUCCGCAACCCUCGCCGCAUCCACGAAACUUUGCCCAUAGCAGCGGGUGGGCACUUUGCACUGGAACUUACAACACCCAAGCAAGGACGCGACUCUGCGGACGCGGGGAGGCUAUUUCACCCAUUUGGGGAUACUUUUCCCCGACGCUGCCCAGGACUCGCUCCUCUGAAAGGCGCUCCUUCCGCUGUUUGGACGCUGGAUUUCCUUCGGGUAGUGGAAAACCCGGCUGCCGCGACGAUGCCCCUCAACGUCAGCUUCGCCAGCAGAAACUAUGACCUCGACUACGACUCGGUGCAGCCGUAUUUCUACUGCGACGAGGAGGAGAACUUCUACCAGCACCAGCAGCAGAGCGAGCUGCAGCCGCCGGCACCCAGCGAGGAUAUCUGGAAGAAAUUCGAGCUGCUGCCCACCCCGCCCUUGUCCCCGAGCCGCCGCUCUGGGCUCUGCUCGCCCUCCUACUUUGCCGUCGCGUCCUUCUCCCCCAGGGGAGACGACGACGGCGGCGGUGGGAGCUUCUCCACGGCCGACCAGCUAGAGAUGGUGACCGAGCUGCUGGGAGGAGACAUGGUGAACCAGAGCUUCAUCUGCGACCCGGACGACGAGACCUUCAUCAAAAACAUCAUCAUCCAGGACUGUAUGUGGAGCGGCUUCUCGGCCGCCGCCAAGCUGGUCUCAGAGAAGCUGGCCUCCUACCAGGCUGCGCGCAAAGACAGCGGCAGCCCGAGCCCCGCCCGCGGGCACAGCGUCUGCUCCACCUCCAGCUUGUACCUGCAGGACCUGAGCGCCGCCGCCUCUGAGUGCAUCGACCCCUCGGUGGUCUUCCCCUACCCGCUCCAUGACAGCAGCUCGCCCAAGCCCUGCGCCUCACCUGACUCCACUGCCUUCUCCUCGUCCUCGGACUCUCUGCUCUCCUCCACCGAGUCCUCCCCGCGGGCCAGCCCCGAGCCCCUGGCGCUUCACGAGGAAACACCACCCACCACCAGCAGCGACUCUGAGGAAGAACAGGAGGAUGAGGAAGAAAUCGAUGUUGUCUCUGUGGAAAAGAGGCAGCCCCCUGCCAAAAGGUCAGAAUCGGGGUCACCUUCUGCCGGAGGCCACAGCAGACCUCCUCACAGCCCACUAGUCCUCAAGCGGUGCCACGUGUCCACCCAUCAGCACAAUUACGCAGCACCCCCCUCCACUAGGAAGGACUAUCCCGCUGCCAAGAGGGCCAAGUUGGACAGUGUCAGAGUCCUGAGACAGAUCAGCAACAACCGGAAAUGCACCAGCCCCAGGUCCUCGGACACCGAGGAGAAUGACAAGAGGCGGACACACAACGUCCUGGAGCGCCAGAGGAGGAAUGAGUUGAAACGGAGCUUUUUUGCCCUUCGUGACCAGAUCCCAGAGUUGGAAAACAAUGAAAAAGCCCCCAAGGUAGUUAUCCUUAAAAAAGCCACUGCAUACAUCCUGUCCAUCCAAGCAGAGGAGCAAAAGCUCAUUUCAGAAAAGGACUCUUUGAGGAAGCGCCGAGAACAGUUGAAACACAAACUUGAACAGCUGCGGAACUCUUGUGCAUAAGCUGACCUAUUGGAGGAAGGAACUGGAAUCGCUCAUGAAUUCUCACUUGUUACAAAGGGAAAGUAAGGAAAAAGGUUCCUUCCGACAGAACUGCCGCAAUUUAUUACCUAUGAACUUAUUUCAAAUGCAUGAUCAAAUGCAACCUCACAACCUUGGCUGGGUCUUGGGACUGAAAGGUUUAGCCAUAAUGUAAACUGCCUCAAAUGGGACUUUGGGCAUAAAAGAACUUUUUUUAUGCUUGCCAUCUUUUUUUGUUUUUUUCUUUAACAGAUUUGUAUUUAAGAAUUGUUUUUAAAAGAUCCUAAGGUUUACCCAAUUUUUCUGUGUAAAUAUGGCCAUUAAAUGUAAAUAACUUUAAUAAAACGUUUAUAGCAGUUAUACAAGAUUUCAAACCAUGUAUUAUAAACCAUAAUUUUUUUAUUUAAGUACAUUUUCCUUUUUAAAGUUGAUUUUUUUUCUAUUGUUUUUAGAAAAAAUAAAAUACCUGGCAAAUAUAUAAUUGAGCCAAA